This is a messenger RNA of Lethenteron reissneri (Far Eastern brook lamprey), 2328 nucleotides long. Its product is annotated as cyclic AMP-responsive element-binding protein 1-like. The record is from RefSeq and is a predicted model, not a curated record. NCBI's taxonomy places the organism in Eukaryota, Metazoa, Chordata, Hyperoartia, Petromyzontiformes, Petromyzontidae. Gene Ontology annotation, molecular function: RNA polymerase II cis-regulatory region sequence-specific DNA binding; DNA-binding transcription factor activity, RNA polymerase II-specific; protein binding. Gene Ontology annotation, cellular component: ATF4-CREB1 transcription factor complex; nucleus. Gene Ontology annotation, biological process: regulation of transcription by RNA polymerase II.
CACCCACCCCGCCCCUCGCUCUCUCCCCGCCCCGCGCCCUCGCUUCUCUGUCAUCGCGGCGCCGUUGACGUCUGGGCUACGUAUCGAGGCGACAUCCAGUCGGCGCACACGGCAGCCUCUGACGAGCGCCCGUACGUAACGAAGCGGCGGGCCUCGGAGGGUACAAAACAGCAUGUCAGAGGGACAACAAGGUGUUGUGUCUGUGAGUGCCGGAGAGGGAGAAUCACAGCUUGUGACAGUGGAGCAGCUGCAAGUGUCUGCUGCAGGCCAGGUGGUGACAACCGGUGGCCCAACCAUGGCGGUGGUGCAGCUGCCUGGGGGGCAGACAGUGCAAGUGCAGUCGGUUAUCCAGGCAGCACAGCCUUCUGUUAUCCAGUCUCCACAGAUACAGACCAUACAGGUGGCUGCUAUUUCUGAGGAGGCUGCAGAUGGCUCUGCUAUCUCACAGAAGCGGCGGGAGAUCCUGUCCAGACGGCCCUCUUACAGGAAGAUACUCAACGACCUGUCAUCAGAUGGACCUGUGGUGUCCAAGAUUGAUGAGGAGAAGAGUGAGGAGGAGGGCACAGCUACCAUCAGCACCGUCACAUUGCCCACACCCAUCUACCAGACCAGCACUGGCCAGUACAUUGCAAUCGCGCAAGGCGGCGCGAUACAGAUCGCCAAUGGCGCGGAGGGUCUCCAGACGCUGACCAUGACGAACGCAGGCAACCAGCAAGGGGGCGCCACCAUUGUGCAGUACGCACAGACCAGCGACGGGCAGCAAUUCUUUGUACCGGGCAGCCAAGUCGUCGUGCAGUCUGCAUCAGGCGAGACGUACCAGAUUCGUACUCCGACGAGCGGGCUCUCUCAGAGCGUGGUGGUGUCCGCGUCCCCGGGGGGCUUGGCCAGCCCCCAGGGGGGUGCCGAGGAGUCCACGCGCAAGCGCGAGAUCCGCCUCUACAAAAACAGGGAGGCAGCACGUGAAUGUCGGCGGAAGAAGAAGGAGUACGUGAAGUGCCUGGAGAACCGCGUAGCUGUGCUGGAGAAUCAGAAUAAGACCCUCAUUGAGGAACUCAAGACGCUCAAGGACCUGUACUGCCACAAGAACGACUAGCACACACGCACCACCCACCAAACUCACUCAACCCGGGUCCUCAUGGUAACCAUGGUCCCCAGCCUUGCCCUUUACACGAUUCAAAAGACUCCUUUUUCUGAAUGCCCUUGCCAGCCUAGAAGAAGUCUCAGUAGGUUUCAUCCAAAAAACAAUGGUAGGGUGAGUUGCAAACGCUUGCUUCACUUUUUGGCAUAUCGGCAGUUUCCACUGGAAUUUUCAGCAGAUAACUGCAGAUAUUUGGCAGUUGAUAUGGUGAAUGUUGGCUGUAAUUGCCUUUCUGCAAGCACAGAAUGGAUAAGAGAUAUUCCUGUAAUUGUCGAGGUAUACAAGGUAACUCUCCCAUUGCCAAAAAGUUAAAAGAAAACCAACAAAAUGUAAGUCCUCUAUGAGCAACUUAAGUUCGAUUUUUGCUGGAUGAAGUAAACUGCUGCGCUUGGCCCAGUAAAAGAAGAUGAAUUAAAACUUAGUCUUGGGCAUAAAUGGUAAUGUAAAAAUGAUUUUUAAAUAAUGAUAUUGAUGUAUUUGCAUAAAACAGUUUGGGUUAUAUGUAAUGAAUAUAUAUAUAAAAUGGUUCAUAAGAUUUAUAUUUUCUACUUUAUCUGUUCUGUAUUUUAAUUGGAUAGAAGAUAUCUGGAUGCCUAGCAUUUAUUUAUCCAUUUUUAGUGACGCGAUUAUGACCACAAUAGAAUGCCUGUUAAAUUGAAAGCAGCACUGCAGUAAUAUUUGGCUUUUGAUAACAAGUUGCAGUGUUUCCGUUGACUGUUUAGGGCUCAUUAUGGGUGCCCUUUCGUGAUUUGUAUGUUUUGUAAAUCUGCAGGACAUUUCGGCCAUGAGCAUUGGCAUGCAUUGGUUAUUUAAAAAUACUCAUUUACAAUGAAACAAAUAAAAACGUCUUUUGCAAAAUAGGUAUUUUUGUGUAGCUGUUAAAUAGGCCCACAUUUUGAGGUAAACUUUUACAGGGAGAUGUAUCAAUUUUUUUAAGUCCUAUGCAUGCCAUGGAGCCUCGUGUACAAACUUGAUGGUUUGAUUUUUCAAAGAAUAAUUAUCAAUAGUUCUAAGGAGCGUUCAUGAACAUUUAAACAAAAACACAAUUUACGUACUAGGUCCGUUAAUGUUGCCUUUGAUUAUUUGUGUCCCUGUGUUUGGUCCUCCGGCAGAUUCUGAUUGGACAAAGAUAAAUGUGCAUUCAUAAUCAACGUUUUUGGGUUUAGAUCGCGUUUAUUUAUAAAUGUGUC